AUGACUGCACCGUGCAACAUGAUGGUUCGAUUCCCGCACGUUUCGAGCGUCCUCGAAAACUAUCGAGUGUCCUCGAAAUCUAUCGAGCGUCCUCGAUCAGUUUCGAGCGUCCUCGAAAACUAUCGAGCGUCCUCGAAAACUAUCGAGCGUGCUCGAAAACAAUCGAGCGUCCUCGAAAACUAUCGAGUGUCCUCGAAAUCUAUCGAGCGUCCUCGAAAACUAUGGAGUGUCCUCGAAAUCUAUCGAGCGUCCUCGAUCAGUUUCGAGCGUCCUCGAAAACAAUCGAGCGUCCUCGAAAACUAUCGAGUGUCCUCGAAAACAAUCGAGCGUCCUCGAAAUCUAUCGAGCGUGCUCGAAAACUAUCGAGCGUCCUCGAAAACAAUCGAGCGUCCUCGAAAACAAUCGAGCGUCCUCGAAAACUAUCGAGUGUCCUCGAAAUCUACCGAGCGUCCUCGAAAACAAUCGAGCGUGCUCGAAAACUAUCGAGCGUCCUCGAAAACUAUCGAGCGUCCUCGAUCAGUUUCGAGCGUCCUCGAAAACAAUCGAGCGUCCUCGAUCAGUUUCGAGCGUCCUCGAAAACAAUCGAGCGUCCUCAAAAACUAUCGAGCGUCCUCGAAAUCUAUCGAGCGUCCUCGAUCAGUUUCGAGCGUCCUCGAAAACAAUCGAGCGUCCUCGAAAUCUAUCGAGCGCCCUCGAAAACAAUCGAGCGUCCUCGAAAACAAUCGAGCGUCCUCGAUCAGUUUCGAGCGUCCUCGAAAACAAUCGAGCGUCCUCGAUCAGUUUCGAGCGUCCUCGAAAACAAUCGAGCGUGCUCGAAAACUAUCGAGCGUCCUCGAAAACAAUCGAGCGUCCUCGAUCAGUUUCGAGCGUCCUCGAAAACUAUCGAGCGUCCUCGAAAACUAUCGAGCGUCCUCGAAAACAAUCGAGCGUCCUCGAUCAGUUUCGAGCGUCCUCGAAAACAAUCGAGCGUCCUCGAUCAGUUUAGAGCGUCCUCGAAAGCAAUCGAGCGUCCUCGAAAACUAUCGAGUGUCCUCGAAAACAAUCGAGCGUCCUCGAAAUCUAUCGAGCGCCCUCGAAAACUAUCGAGCGUCCUCGAAAACAAUCGAGCGUCCUCGAAAACAAUCGAGCGUCCUCGAAAACUAUCGAGUGUCCUCGAAAUCUAUCGAGCGUCCUCGAAAACUAUCGAGUGUCCUCGAAAUCUAUCGAGCGUCCUCGAUCAGUUUCGAGCGUCCUCGAUCAGUUUCGAGCGUCCUCGAAAACAAUCGAGCGUCCUCGAUCAGUUUCGAGCGUCCUCGAAAGCAAUCGAGCGUCCUCGAAAACUAUCGAGUGUCCUCGAAAACAAUCGAGCGUCCUCGAAAUCUAUCGAGCGCCCUCGAAAACUAUCGAGCGUCCUCGAAAACAAUCGAGCGUCCUCGAAAACAAUCGAGCGUGCUCGAAAACUAUCGAGCGUCCUCGAAAACAAUCGAGCGUCCUCGAUCAGUUUCGAGCGUCUUCGAAAACAAUCGAGCGUCCUCGAAAACUAUCGAGCGUCCUCGAAAACAAUCGAGCGUCCUCGAUCAGUUUCGAGCGUCCUCGAAAACAAUCGAGCGUCCUCGAUCAGUUUCGAGCGUCCUCGAAAACAAUCGAGCGUGCUCGAAAACUAUCGAGCGUCCUCGAAAACUAUCGAGCGUCCUCGAUCAGUUUCGAGCGUCCUCGAAAACAAUCGAGCGUCCUCAAAAACUAUCGAGCGUCCUCGAAAUCUAUCGAGCGUCCUCGAUCAGUUUCGAGCGUCCUCGAAAACAAUCGAGCGUCCUCGAUCAGUUUCGAGCGUCCUCGAAAACAAUCGAGCGUGCUCGAAAACUAUCGAGCGUCCUCGAAAACAAUCGAGCGUCCUCGAAAACAAUCGAGCGUCCUCGAAAACAAUCGAGCGUCCUCGAUCAGUUUCGAGCGUCCUCGAUCAGUUUCGAGCGUCCUCGAAAACAAUCGAGCGUGCUCGAAAACUAUCGAGCGUCCUCGAAAACUAGCGAGUGUCCUCGAAAACAAUCGAGCGUCCUCGAAAUCUAUCGAGCGUCCUCGAAAACAAUCGAGCGUCCUCGAUUACUUUCGAGAGUUACUCGAAAUCUAUAG
Molecule: messenger RNA, 2106 nt
Organism: Spodoptera littoralis (African cotton leafworm)
Lineage: Eukaryota; Metazoa; Arthropoda; Insecta; Lepidoptera; Noctuidae
Source: the annotation of a GenBank genome assembly